CAGCAGAAAUAGCAAAAGUUGAUGGUGUUAGAGAAGCAAUUAAUAUUAAAAUCAAUCAAUUAGUUAAUGGAAAAGGAUUUGUUGUAGUUGGAUGUGAUGUGACAACUAAAAUUCUUUCUGAUGCAGAAAUAAAAAUUGUACUCAGUACUGAUAUUAAAACUCAAUUAUAUGAUUUAAUUCAAAAAGCAAAACAAAUUUCUACAAUUAUCGACAUGAAAAAUUUAUCACUUGAUCAAGUUAUUCCAAAAAUUUUAAAAAUAGUUAUUUAUCAUUCUUUACAAUAUAUUUCAUCUCCUAUUAAAGCACCUUAUAAGUCUGUAGUUCAAUUUCAAGAUCAAUUGAAUGAAGAUAAUCAAAUUUCAAUUCAUGAAAAUACUAAUGCUUCAAAAAGAUUUAGACAAAAGUCUUUUGAAUUAGCUUUUCCUGAUUUAGAUGAAUGUUUAGAAUUUAUGAAAAAUUUAUUUUGUUAUUAUGAAGUAAUUGAAAAAGAAUAUGAUGAUAUUGAUAAAAUUAUUCCUCUUGAUCGAAAUUAUGCAUUUUAUUUUAAAAUGCAAGAUUGGAAAUCAAAAGUAUUGUCUGGACCAUUAAAUGGUGCCAAUUUAUCAUUAUACAAAGAUACAUUAAAAAAAAUGAAAAAAAUUGGAUUUUCUGUUGAUAUACUUCUCACACAAGUUCGUUCAGAAAUGGAAAUUUACAUAAAUUUGUUGAAUGACAGUAAAGAUAGUAUUAAUUAUUACAAUAAAUGGCAAGUAGUAGGCGAUGAUAAAAAUUCAAAUGAAUCUUAUAUUGAUUGUGCAAUUCAUGAAGCUAAGGAAGAAGUAGAAGUUGAUAUUAAAUUAGAAAAUUUAACAAUAAUUAGUACUAUUAAGGGAUUUCAAGUUUUUCCAGAUUUUGAAAGGCAGCAAAUAUUAUAUUUAGAUUUAAAAAAAUUAUCAAAGUAUAAUAUGACCAAUUUUAUUAAAGAACAUAUGUCAAUGAUAUCAGAAGUAAUUAAUAAGAAAUUUUGUGCUAUUCAUAAUACUGAAAUAGACGAAAAAGUUACAGAUGAAAGUAGUAGUAAAGAUGAAAAUAUAGAAUCUAGUUCAAAUUAA
Cetraspora pellucida is the source of this 1091-nucleotide messenger RNA. The record is from the annotation of a GenBank genome assembly. Lineage: Eukaryota; Fungi; Glomeromycota; Glomeromycetes; Diversisporales; Gigasporaceae.